AUGGCGCGCGGCGAGGCUACCAAGAUCCGAGUCCACCUCAAGGGUGCCCACCAGGACUUCAUUGUCUUUGUUGACGACAACGAGACAUUCCAGAACUUCAAGAUUUUUGGCACCGGCGGCCAAGGAGGAGCCCAAGGUUCCUACAACGCGCCUUCCAGGGCCGAUCUUGAGAACGAAUUCGACACGCACGAUGAGGAUACCAUAAUUCAAAGGAUCCUUGGAUCUGGAGAGGCCCAGGAGAUUGAGAUGCCCGAACGCCAAGGAAACACGAAUGACUCUUUCAACUCGACCAAGACUCGAACUUAA
This is a messenger RNA of Parascedosporium putredinis, 306 nucleotides long. The record is from the annotation of a GenBank genome assembly. NCBI's taxonomy places the organism in Eukaryota, Fungi, Ascomycota, Sordariomycetes, Microascales, Microascaceae.